ACGACCGACUAAGACGUUUGGCUCAACCCCGAAUCUGCUGAUCACCGCUUCCAUCGACUACAUAUCAGCUACCGCUACGGUUCGGACCAUCGGUCGACGGAGCGACGGGCAGGCAGCACCUUGACCGCCACGGCAGCGACCGUCCAAUUUGAAAGCCCAACGCCGAACACUUUAGUCACCGGUCUAAACAGACCGCUAAAAUGUCCUCACCGCGAACGCCGCAGCACUCGCGCCACCCUUCUAUCGACCACUCCGUCUCAUACGCCCCGUACUCGCCAGGGGAGCGCCGCCAAUCCAAAGCUUCUUCAUUCAAUGAUUCAUCCAUGGACCUGGGAAUAUCUGGUGGUGGCGGGGUUGGCGACGCAGGAGGCGGAGGGCUGGGUAACCUAGCUGACGAGCUGGCCGGCGCUUUCUCCGACGACGAAGAGGACUAUGAUGGGUAUGAAGAUGACGACUAUGAUGAGGGAGCGGCGGAUGGACAGGGUGCUGAGGGGGGGACGCCGGGGAUAAGUCUCGAGGAUGUUACCAUAGACGACGAUAAGAAGGAGGAGGGGAUCAGGGACAGUGGCGUGGAGGUCGGGAGUCCGUCUGGCUCCGGGAAGGGGCACAACUCCAAAGGGAGUCUGGGGCUCCCAACGCCGAACGGGCGGGGGCAUCGAAGGAAGGGCAGCGAGUACGACGGCAGCGAGUACGGGAGCGAGUCGGACCUCGAGUCACCCGGGAUGCCAUCCAAACUAGUAGAGCAGAUGGACGAGGUCGAAUCGCUUGCCCGCCGCGGUACGGAAAAGAACGGCUCGGCCACAGACGGGACCUUCAAGCGCGUAACUGACGGUCUCCGUGACCUCGGCUCACAAGGCAACGUCGAAGGUGGCGCCACUCGGUUAAUAACCGCCCACUCCGCCCUCACAACCCACCUCACCCACCAAACCCGCCAACUCCACAACCUCACCUUCCCCCUCCUCUCCCCGCUCGCGGCACCCCCCACCGAAGAAACGCUCGAAAGCCUCCUCCCCAUGCUACUCAGCCUCACAGAGCUGAUGCCGCGCCCCGCAACCCCCGCCCUGCAAUCCCUCUCCUCCCUGCACACCCUCACGGGCGACCUAGUGCAAACCCUCAACUACCUGUCCGACACACUCCACAUGUCGCGCCAGACAACGACAACAGCAACGCGGCGGCUGCGCGCCGCGCGCGAGACGGUCGCCGAGCUGCGCCGCGACGAGGAGCUGCGCGAGGAGGGCGAGCGCUGGCUCGACCGCGGCGGCUGGGGCGAGCGCCUGCAGCGCCGCGAGUGCGCGCGCGCCUGUGGUGAUGUCGUUGCCGGCUUUGAUAAGGUCUGCGACGAUUGGCGCGAUCGUCUGCUCAGUCGCCUCCAGGCCGAUGAGGCCACCGCCCAGGCUUGAUCUGACCCGUUGUCGUUUGUCCUGGCUUGGC
Messenger RNA from Chaetomium fimeti, 1431 nucleotides. RefSeq lists its product as uncharacterized. The transcript has 2 exons. Lineage: Eukaryota; Fungi; Ascomycota; Sordariomycetes; Sordariales; Chaetomiaceae. Bases 201 to 1400 code for a protein of 399 amino acids. The record is from RefSeq and is a predicted model, not a curated record.